Messenger RNA from Penaeus indicus, 1053 nucleotides. RefSeq lists its product as uncharacterized. Gene Ontology annotation, biological process: G protein-coupled receptor signaling pathway. Lineage: Eukaryota; Metazoa; Arthropoda; Malacostraca; Decapoda; Penaeidae. Gene Ontology annotation, cellular component: membrane. Gene Ontology annotation, molecular function: G protein-coupled receptor activity. The record is from RefSeq and is a predicted model, not a curated record. Bases 1 to 1053 code for a protein of 350 amino acids. The transcript has 7 exons.
AUGUCCGGCGCCAACCUCCGCUAUGGCGUCUAUCAGGAGCCCUCGAACCGCACCUUCCCCACGGCCUUCGAGUGCCACCCUGGAGGCACUACAGAGGCCGCCAUCAUCCUGGCUCUGGGCGUCCUCGGAAUGGCCGCCAACAUCGUCCUUAUGGUUCUCCUCGUGGCCAAGAAGCAUCUCAGAAGAUGGUCGCAAGGCCUGUUAUUCCACCAAGCGGCCGUGGACUGUGCGCGCGCCGCCAUCCUCAUCCCCCUCGGCCGGUCCAUCUACAACUGCGUGCCGGUCGCCAAGUGUUCAUUAGUGGAGACUGCCUUCCUGCUGCUUGUCACGGUUUCCACGAUCAACAUGUUAACAACGGUCCUCAACGACGCUCCUCUGCUGCCGGAGGACUCGGACCAGAAGCAGAUGCCACUGCUGAUGGAGUCCCCUCAGUGCGUGCUCUUCGGUACCUUCAUGAUAUGGUUCGCUUCCAUCACGAUCAACUUGGGUCCCACGUUCCUCUCCGGGGCUCUGGCGGCUAACAUUGAUGAGGUCCACAACGCCCCUUCCUGCCCCCUUAUCACGGGUCCUCUCCGUCACUAUGUGCUCAACGUGCUCUGGAUCGUCAUCAACGUCCUCGUGGUGCUUCUCACGGUCUUCCACCUCUACAAGCUGUACAGGGACCUCUCCAACUCGUCCCUGGAGGCUGUGCGCAUCGCCUCGCUCGUGACCACCAUGAUCAGCGUCACUCAGCCACAGAAUCAAGACCCCGAGGCCAGGGAGCACCGUCAGGUCAACAGCUACAUCAACCGCAUGGAGCGCGAGGGCGUCGAGAGAGUGAAGAUGUUCGUGGUGGUCACCGUCGCCUACGUGGUGUUCUGGGGCCCUCUGUUUCUGGUCACGCUUCUCACGCCGUCGGGAGGCAAGUCGGGACUCAGCCACGAGGUGACCCUCCACGUGGCUUACGUCCACGCCUUCGUCAACCCGGCGCUCUUCCUCGCUCUCCACAAAGGUCUCCGGAAAGCUGUAACUGAUAUCAUGUGCUGUCAUUGUUCCUCGAAAUCCCAGUCUUAA